This is a messenger RNA of Mugil cephalus (flathead mullet), 5512 nucleotides long. RefSeq names its product zinc finger protein 91-like. NCBI's taxonomy places the organism in Eukaryota, Metazoa, Chordata, Actinopteri, Mugiliformes, Mugilidae. The coding region runs from base 187 to 4125 and encodes 1312 amino acids. The record is from RefSeq and is a predicted model, not a curated record. The transcript has 8 exons.
UCUAGCUCCGGAGCCGUUGUUUUUAAACAUGAAGAGUUAGCUGUUAGCUGUGGGCAAAGCACUGUAGGAACUAGGAUGUGGGAAGUCCUCUGAAAUUAAGAUUUUAAACUGACAUUUAACGAUAGUACUGGAGUGUUAUGAGGCUGCAGCGGUUAGCGAAGCUAAGCUAACUAACGCGUUCCUGAAAUGGGAGAUAGCCCAGAUUCUCAUGUUCCUCUGUCAUCACUGCGCCUCCUGGUUCCUCCGUUGCGGCUGAUGUCCGCUUGCAUGUGGCAGGUUGCACAGGAGAGAAACGUGGAGCAGUAUGAAUAUCUGGCAGAAUUCAUCACGCUGGUGACACAGAUGGUCCCAGAGCUUCUGAACUACAAACAGAGGACUCAGCUUAUUCUCGGACUCAGAGCUCAGAUCAUUCUUGAGUCACUAAAGAAUGACUGUAACGACUGUAAAGCUUUUCAGGAUCAUCUCAACAGUUUCCAGCAGAGUACGACAGAACACAUUCUUGAAGAGGACCAGUCUAGAGAGGUUGAAAUUUCAAAGUCUGCCUUUGUGGAGCUGGUUCAAACAUUGUUUAGAGAUCAGGCUGAAAAAGAGCACUUUUUCAAGGAGGUCUUCCCAGUCGAGUAUGGAGAUGAUUUUGAUACAGCGCUGCAAAUCCUAGCGUGGGAAUUCCUGACCCGACUGGAAGAGUUUUUUCCAGUGCCAAGUUUUUCAAAAAUAUCCUCCAUGUUUGAUGUUACUUCCCUUGACUGCAAGCUGGAGCAGUUUGUCUCUGAUCAUGAAGCUCUGAAGAUAAUUUUGCAUCAUCAAAAGGAGCAAGAAAUGUUAUUCAAAAGUGAAUUCAUCUUCACAUCCGACACCAUCCUGUCCUCGCUCGCAUCCAAACAAACUUUAGUGUCAUCUGAAGAUUAUAUUGAUCAAACGCACAAAGGAGCCAGCAGACAAAACAGUGAGAAAUCAUUGGGAGGAAAUGAAGACGACUUGUGUGAAGAUGACGAUGAAGAGACUGAUGACAGUUCUGAUGAAACUAAUCUAACCUCUCUGCCGCAGAAGUUUGAACUGUCACCAGUCACAUCCUCAAGGUUUUCUGGGGAGAAUGGUGCAGAAGGUGGUGAAAGAGCCUUCCAGAUACUCAGAUGCUCUGAGAACAUUAUGGAAGAAGCGAAGCAACAUUUGGAUCUGAACAGAAACAAUGAGGAACAGAGCAUGAACCAUUCCUUGACAGAAGACAGAGCCAAAGACUCUCUUCCAUCCAGAGAAAACCUUACAAGAAAAAGUAAACACACCUGCCCAGAGUGUGGAAAGACAUGUUCAACUUCCUACCGUUUGAAGAGCCACCUUAUAGCUCACUCUUCAGUGCAGUCGUUCAAGUGCAAUCAGUGCGACAAGUCAUAUAAAAGACACAAAGACCUGAAGCUACAUCUCCGUAGACACUCUACAUCUGAAGUCCCUUCCAUCGCUUGCAGUCAGUGUGACAAGACAUUCAGCUCUCAGUCUUUGCUUGAAGUUCAUCUUUUAGAUCACCGUGGAGAGGAGCCUUUGGCCUGUCAGUUAUGCGACAAGAGGUUCCCGACAAACUCAGUCCUGAAGACACACAAGUGUAUUCACACCGACUCUGCCCAGUUGUCAGAUAGUGAAGCACCCUUGCAGCCACCAAGAUGUUCAGAGAACUUAACUGAAGAAGCAAAGCAACAGUUGGAUCUGAGCAAAAACAAUGAGGAAGACAGCAUGAUCCGAUCCUCGACAGAAGACAGAGCCAGGGUCUCUCUUCCAUCCACAGAGAACCCUUCAAGGAAAAGAAAACACAUCUGCCUGCAGUGUGGAAAGACAUUUUCAACUUCCACCCACUUGAAGAGCCACCUUAUAGCCCACUCUUCAGUGCGGUCUUUCAAGUGCACUCAGUGCGACAAGUCGUAUAAAAGAUACAGAGACCUGAAGGACCAUCUCUUCAUACACUGUGCACCUAAAACCCCUUCCAUUGCUUGUAGUCAGUGUGAAAAGACAUUCAGCUCUCAGUCUUUGCUUGAAGUUCAUCUUUUAGAUCACAGUGGAGAGGAGCUGUUGGCCUGUCCGCACUGUGACAAGAGGUUCCUGACAAACUCAGACUUGAUGUCGCACAUGCGUAUUCACACCGACUCUGGCCAGUUGUCAGAUAGGGAAGCAGUUUUGCAGGAACCCAGAUGUUCAGAGAACUUAACUGAAGAAGCAAAGCAACAUUUGGAUCUGAACAGAAACAAGGAAGAAGAGAGCAUGAACUAUUCCUUGAAGGAAGGUGGAGCCAAUGUCUCUCUUCCAUCCACAGAGAACCCUUCAAGAAAAAGUAAACACGCCUGCCCAGUGUGUGGAAAGACAUUUUCAACUCCCUCCAGCUUGAAGAGCCAUCUUACAGCUCACUCUUCAGUGCGGUCCUUCAAGUGCACUCAGUGCGACAAGUCGUAUAAAAGAUACAGAGACCUGAAGGACCAUCUCUUCAUACACUCUUCACCUAAAAUCCCUUCCAUUGCUUGCAGUCAAUGUGAAAAGACAUUCAGCUCCCAGUCUUUGUUUGAAGUUCAUCUUUUAGAUCACAGUGGAGAGGAGCUGUUGGCCUGUCCGCACUGUGACAAGAGGUUCCUGACAAACUCAGACUUGAAGUCACACAUGCACAUUCACACUGACUCUGCCCAGUUGUCAGAUAGUGAAGCACCCUUGCAGGCACCCAGAUGUUCAGAGAGCUUAACUGAAGAAGUGAAGCAACAGCUGGAUCUGAGCAGAAGCAAUGAGGAAGAGAGUCCCAUCCAGUCCUUGACAGAAGACAGAGCCAGUGUCUCUCAUCCAUCCACAGAGAACCCUUCAAUUAAAAGUAAACACACCUGCCCAGAGUGUGGAAAGACAUUUUCAUCUUCCUCCAAUUUGAAGAGCCACCUUAUAGCUCACUCUUCAGUGCAGUCAUUCAAGUGCACUCAGUGUGACAAGUCGUAUAAAAGACACAAAGACCUGAAGCUACAUCUCCGUAGACAUCCUACUCCUAAAACCCCUUCCAUUGCUUGUAGUCAGUGUGAGAAGACAUUCAGCUCUCAGUUUUUGCUUGAAGUUCAUCUUUUAGAUCACAUUGGAAAGGAGCUGUUUGCUUGUCCGCACUGUGACAAAAGGUUCAUGACAAACUCAGUCCUGAAGAAACACGUGUGCAUUCACGUCGACUCCUCCUUGUUGUCAGAUGGUGAAGCAGCCUUGCAGGCACCCAGAUGUUCAGAGAACUUACCUGAAGAAUCAAAGCAACAUUUGGAUCUGAGCACAAACAAGGAGGAAGACAGCACGGUCCAGUCCUCGACAGGAGACAGAGCUAGUGUCUCUCUUCCACCCAGAGAGAACCCUUCAAGCGAAAGUGAAAACACUUGCCCAGAGUGUGGCAAGACAUUUUCAACUCCCAUCCACUUGAAGAGCCAUCUUGUAACUCACUCUUCGGUGCGGAUGUUCAAGUGCACUCAGUGUGACAAGUCAUAUAAAAGAAAGAAAGACCUGAAGGAACACCUGUUUAGACACUUUUCACCUAAAAUCCCUUCAAUUGCUUGCAGUCAAUGUGAGAAGAAAUUCAAUUCUCAGUCUUUGCUUAAAGUUCAUCUUUUACAUCACAGUGGAGAGAGGCCGUUUGCCUGUCAGUACUGCGACAAGAGGUUCCUGACAAAAACAGUCAUGAAGACGCACAUGCGCAUUCACACAGACGAGCGCCCGUACCCUUGUCAUCUCUGCGACAGGAAAUUCAGGCAGUUGGGUGCGCGUACUGUGCACAUCAGGAUGCACAUGAACGACAGGACGUACCUUUGCAGCACUUGCGGGAUGUCCUUCUGCAGCUCCGGGGCUCUGCUGGUGCAUACGCGCAGUCAUACAGGGGAGCGACCUUAUCCGUGCGAAUACUGUGACAAAAGAUUUCCCACAGCCAUACAUCGGACACAACAUCAGAGAUCCCACACAGGAGAGAGGCCGUAUGCUUGCUCAGAGUGUGACAAAGCAUUCCCCACUGGUUCAGCACUGAAGAACCACAUGAGGACACACACAGGGGAGAAACCUUACAAGUGCUUAACGUGUCACAAGACAUUUUCUCAAAAAUCCAACAUGAGAAUACAUCUGAAAGUCCACAAGAUCAUCUAGCGUACUGCAAUUCUGUGUCAAGAUUGUUGUUUUGAAGCAUAUUCCUUUCAAUUAAUCCUUUUUUUUUUUUAAAUCUAUUACAUGUAAAUAUGGAAACUUCAGUCUCCUGUUGUUCUGUUUGAGCCAAAUUAAUAUUUUUACUGCUUUAUUAAUGUUAUUUUAAUGUAACAUUAUGUGCAGAACCAUAUACAGUAACCUAGAACUGGAAAUAAAUCCUCAAAGAUAAACAUUUUUAUUGUGCAUCACAUCAGAGUACUGCAUGUGUAUUUGCAAUAAAGAUAUGCUGGUAAGCUGAUCUGAUGUUACACAGGUAAAGUUACAGCAUAUUACUAUGUCUAAAUUGUGUCAAAUACGUAUUAUGUGGGAAACUAAAAAUAAUUAAGUCUGAGCUUAUUGAGGAACUCUUAUUUUGAAAACUGACAGCUGACCACUUAUCGAUGUUACUGCAGUAACCCCAACACCAGAUUUUCACCUUCAGAAUAAAAGAAAAGAAUACUACAAGUCUUGUCAAUUCUAUAGGUGCCAUUAUAAAUUUAUUAUAAAUGAUCUAUACUGGCUAAAAUAAUUCACAGAUCACCAUGAAUGACAAAUUAGACACAGGUCAGGAAGAAGGACUAAUUCCACAUAUUGUUCUCAUAUUAUAAGUAUUUGGACUUGAAUUUGCAUCAAAAGCAGAGACAAAUAAAAUGAAUAAUAAUAAAAUGUCCUAUUUGUUUUUUUGCAUAAGGCGAUGACUCAUGAUCUGAUGAGUGUGUUCAAUUUCUGUUUAAUAUUGUUUCAGUGUGAUCUGUAUCUCUUGCUGAUCUUUAACUAUUGCUAUUCCAAAAAAAAGAAAAAAAAAACAUGUAGCACAGCAUGUCUUCCCUCCAGGUAUGAACAUCUGUCACUGAUUGGGUUUUACUUCAAUUGUGCCAAACAAGGAAGCGCCAUCUGGAGGUCAGGCACACACCAAAACAAAGACGUUCAGUGUACUGGAUUAAAAAAUAAGAAUCCAAAAUAUUUAACAAGAAACAAUCACUUCUACUAUUAUUUCACUGCCUUUGAAAUGCCAAGUCUGUAUUUUCCUCUCCAUGUCAGACACCAUCCUAUGUAACAACAAACCUCACUAAAUGUGAAUGUCAAGCUCAUCACAUUUCGGACGAGAAACCCAACUGUAGAGAAAUGAAAAGGGACGACUGUGAUCAUGAUGGACAGCCCAACAUCAGCUUAAAUAAAACUGCAUAAUCAAACUGAGCUGAAUGAUUGUUGUCACUCACUUCUUCUCUGUAUUCUGAGGAGGCUGGUGUGGCAGUUAAUGGUGAUGAGCAUUUCCUUCCAGUGCAACUUCUUGGACUAUAAACAGAAUAAUGUACUGUAAUAAUUUUAUUCUUUGAGGUCUGGCAUAAAU